UUUGCAUUUUUCGACUCACCCGUUCCCAGUCUGCAUCGUUCAAUACAAUCACCUACCCAUUAAUGGCGGUUGUUGUGAUGUGAAAUUUUAAGCAUAAAUUCGUCUUUAUUGAAAGAGAUUUGUACAAUUUUUGUGUAAAGCAUUGUUUUAAAAUGAGUAAAAACUUGCAUCAGGUUGAGCAUCCCUUCGUAAUGGAGAGCGAUGUGGCGGAAUCUCAAAGACUACUCGAAGAUAAAGACCGAACCAGCAACUGGAAGCGCUGGGGUCCCUAUCUGUCGGAACGGCAAUGGGGCACCGUUAGAGAAGAUUAUUCYCAUGAUGGCUCUUGCUGGGACUACUUUUCACAUGACCAGGCCAGGUCAAGAGCAUACCGGUGGGGCGAAGAUGGUUUGUUGGGUAUUACAGACAGACAGUGUAGACUCUGUUUUGCUCUUGCAUUGUGGAAUGAGAAAGAUUCAAUAUUAAAGGAAAGACUGUUUGGCCUUACAGGGAGUGAGGGUAACCAUGGUGAGGAUGUGAAAGAGUGCUACUAUUAYCUUGAUUCUACACCUACUCACUCGUACAUGAAAGCACUGUACAAAUAUCCACAGAACCAAUACCCUUAUCAAUGGCUGGUGGAAGAAAACAAGAGAAGAUCAAGAGAUGAACCUGAGUUUGAACUUAUGGACACUGGUGUCUUUAAUGAAAGUCGAUACUGGGAUGUACUAGCUGAAUAUGCCAAGAAUUCUCCCAAUGAUAUUUUAAUCAGAAUAACUGUCACAAACCAGGGACCUGACAAAGCCAGGAUCCAUGUAUUGCCAACAUUGUGGUUUAGAAAUACUUGGAUCUGGGGAUGUUUACAUGAGGGUUGUACAGUGAAAGCCAAGAUCAAAGAGAUAGACAAACAAAUGGUUGAAUGUUGGCAUGAAACAUUGGGAAAGUUUGUGUUUAUGGCUGACGUUGGUCAGAAUGGUUUGCCAGUUGAYCUUCUCUUCACAGAAAAUGAAACUAAUUCAGAGAGCUUAUUCGACUUCCCAGCUUACACGAAGUACACAAAGGACGCCUUCCACCGAUAUGUUAUACAAGGACAGAAAGACGCGGUCAGUCCCAAGAAACGUGGCACAAAGUUAGCUCCAUAUUACAUCCUGGAGGUGGCGCCAGGCUGUUCCACUACAAUCAAGUGUCGACUUACAGCCAAAGACGAAGUUGUGAAAGAUCCGUUUUGUGAAAGAUCUUUUGGGGCAGUCUUUGAGAAACGAAGGAGGGAAGCUGAUGAAUUUUACAAGAUAGCCAUUCCAUCUUCGUUAUCAGCUGAACAAGAGUUGGUCAGUCGGCAGUCUUAUGCAGGGUUGCUCUGGAGUAAGCAGUUUUAUCACUAUAUCAUUAAAGACUGGCUUUAUGGCGAUCCAGAGACUCCUAAACCGCCGGAAUCAAGAUUUUCCGGUCGAAAUUCUAAUCCUGAAUGGAGGCAGUUGUUUAAUAGAGACGUCAUAUCGAUGCCAGAUAAGUGGGAAUAUCCUUGGUACGCAACUUGGGACUUAGCGUUCCAUAUGCUACCAAUGGCCAGGAUCGAUCCUGAGUUUGCUAAAGACCAGUUAAUGUUGUUCCUUCGUGAAUGGUACAUGGCACCGAAUGGUCAAAUGCCAGCCUAUGAGUUUGCAUUGAGUGAUGUCAACCCGCCUGUUCACGCCCUCGCUUGUCACUUUGUCUACAAGAACACUGGACGUAAAGGACACAGAGACAACGUGUUUCUUGCCAGAUGUUUCCAGAAACUCCUUAUCAACUUUACUUGGUGGGUGAACAGAAAAGAUCCAACGGGUAAUAACAUUUUUGGUGGAGGAUUUCUUGGUCUAGAUAACAUAGGUAUUUUUGAUCGAUCAAAGGAUCUUCCCGUUCAAGGAAGUCUUAUGCAAGCGGAUGGCACUGCAUGGAUGGCCUUCUAUUGUGUUGUCAUGUUAGGUAUCGCCCUUGACCUCGCUGUACACGAUCCUUCUUACGAGGAUUUGGCGUCCAAGUUUUUCGAGCACUUUACCCAAAUCUCAGAUGCCAUGAAUAAGAUGGGUGAUGGCCUUGGCUUGUGGGAUCAAGAAGAUGGUUUUUAUUACGACCAUUUGAGUUGUCCUCAAUCGAACAGCAGUAAACCACUUCGCGUGCGCUCUAUGGUUGGGCUGGUUCCGCUUUUCGCCUGUCUUGUCCUUGAAGACGAGUUUGUCCAGAAACUUCCUGGAUUCAAAAACCGUCUUGAUUGGUUUUUAAGAAAUAGAAAAGAUCUGGCGACYCAGGUAUCGUAUAUGGAUGCACAAGGAGCAAGCAAGUACCACCACUUACUGGCMAUUCCCACCAAGGACCAGCUCAGUCGAGUUUUGAAGUACGUUCUUGACGAGAAGGAAUUUCUUUCACCUUAUGGUAUCCGUUCUUUAUCUCUUUAUCACAAAGAUCAUCCUUACAGCCUCAAAUUAAACGACGAAGAAUACAGCGUGCARUACGUACCAGCAGAAUCGAACACUUUUAUGUUUGGAGGGAAYAGUAACUGGAGAGGCCCUAUUUGGCUUUGCAUGAAUGCUCUUCUCAUUGAAUGCCUUGAGCGCUACGACUAUUUYUUUGGUGAUAGUUUCAAAGUGGAAUGUCCAACUGGUUCUGGCAACCUAAUGCGCCUGCGCGAUGUUGCUAGAGAGAUUUCAAGACGUCUGACGUCACUGUUCAUGGCUGAUAAAGAUGGAAGGCGACCUUGCCAUGGUAACGAAGACCUGUAUACCGAUGAUCCAAACUGGAAAGAUUUAGUCUUGUUUUAUGAGUAUUUUCAUCCUGAGACUGGAAGAGGAGUUGGAGCAAGUCAUCAAACUGGAUGGACAGCCGUAGUAUCGUGUUUGUUGGACAAGUUAUCUCAAAUCAACCAUUAGCCUUCUACCACCCCCAUAUAAUCUACAAUACCUUAGCUACAUAUUUCAAAGAGGGUUGUCAGAGACAUUGACGGGUACAAGUUACGAUAGUGACUCUUUUGCUAACCGAAAAAAAAAA
Molecule: messenger RNA, 2997 nt
Organism: Exaiptasia diaphana
Lineage: Eukaryota; Metazoa; Cnidaria; Anthozoa; Actiniaria; Aiptasiidae
Exons: 13
Coding region: 153-2879 (908 amino acids)
Biological process (GO): oligosaccharide metabolic process; protein N-linked glycosylation
Cellular component (GO): endoplasmic reticulum membrane
Molecular function (GO): Glc3Man9GlcNAc2 oligosaccharide glucosidase activity
Source: RefSeq, a predicted model, not a curated record